Podarcis lilfordi (Lilford's wall lizard) is the source of this 41521-nucleotide messenger RNA. The record is from the annotation of a GenBank genome assembly. Lineage: Eukaryota; Metazoa; Chordata; Lepidosauria; Squamata; Lacertidae.
AUGAAGAAACACCCAGGGGGGAGACGGAGAGGAGCCCCCGCAGCCCCUUCCCUGGAGGAGACCCCUCCCCUCUUGGGGAGAUCCAGCCCCCCCCCAAAUAUCAGCUGCCCUUUUCCUGCUGCUGUUUUCGCUCCGUCUCCGGCUGAGGCUCCUGCCUGGGGAAGGUUUACCUGGAGACAGGCUGGUCAUCGGCAGGGCGCUUUCUCAUUGGCCGAGCUGGCAGGGACUUUUCUGCUCCGCCAAAGCCGCCCCCUGGCCGCCCCCGCCCCACAGCCACUUGGAGGGCGAGCAUCCAGGAGGAAGGGGCAAGCGACACUUGGGCUUGAAUCGCCCCUCGCCCGCCUCGGCCCAGGAAGAGCUGCAGAGAUGGAGCCCAGAGGAGGAAGAGGAGGAGGAGGAAGAGCCCUUUGCUGCCUCUGGGCGACCCUCCUCCUCGCCCCGCCAAGGGUGGAAGCCCUGAAAGGUCAGGGGGCGCAGAGGGAGGGGGAGAUAUCUGGGGAGGGGUCCCAGGAGGGGGGCUGGGGGAGAAAGAUUGCGCCCCUGAGCGAUGCCUGUGGGCUACAGGGAGGAGAAGCCCCCUCCCCUUGACAGGGGCAGAAGGUACACCCGGGAAUACGGAGGGAUGGGGGGAGGAAGGGAAUUGGACGCCCCAAAACACGAGGGAGGGGAGGGAGGAUCUGAACCCUCAACUAAGCUGGUCCAGGGGUUUAAAAGGGGGGGAGGACAGGGUGCAAACCCCCCCCACCCCCCACACCUCCUUGCUUCAAAGUUCGGGAUUUGUGCCUCUAGCCUUUCCUGUUAGGAGGAGGGAAAGGGAGAUAAAAGCAGAAUUGUUCUUUCUCCUUUAUAGACUAGGCUGUCACAGAGACCUGCCUGGUUCAGAAGCCCCCAGUGGUCGCCCCCAAAAGGCAUCAGCCCCCACAUCCCUAAUGCCCCCCCCAAGACAGAGUGGUCUCUCUCCUCCCCAGCAUCACAAAAGGGGCCAGAAAUCUCUAAGCAAAACCCUUAUAAACUCUGAGCAAAAACCUUAUAAACAAGAAUUGUUCUUUCUCCUUUAUAGACCUGCCUAGUCCGGAAGCCCCCAGUGGUCGCCUCCAAAAGGGACCAGUCCCCCACAUCCCUAAUGCCCCACCCCCCAAGACAGAGUGGUCUCUUUCCUCCCCAGCAACACAAAAGGGGCCAGAAACUUCGGUGGACCCUAAAAGAAAUCUCUGAGCAGAACCCUUCUAAACACGGAGGAAAUCUUUGUAUUCUUGGUUUCACUUUGGGGCAAGGAGCUCAGGGAAGAGUUACUUCCUUGCUAUAUUAACAACAACCCUGUGAGGAGUCAUGGAUUGGUCUCUCGAAGGAUUCCUCCAACUUUCGAUCUGCCAGAGUCACGCCAAACACAAAUGCCCCCCUGGAUCAACCUUUGGGGCUGUUAUGGCUCAGGAAUUAGGGGAUACUAAAAAUGACAUGUGUGUGUAUUUGGGAGGAGAUUACGCCCCCCCCCCCGUCUUCUUAGAGAGCCUUCCUGGUGGUGGCCUCAUUCCUAGCAAUGGGGCAGGUUCUCCCUCAUCCUGCUGCAGGGUCCUAAAGCCUCCCUCUCUCUCUCCCACCCCUGCAGUGGAGGACACCCUGGUGGAGCUGGACUUCUUCCAGGAGAGCUUCCCUUCGGAGAAGAAGUCCAGGGGAGUUCCUGCUGGAGUUUGACAACGAGGAGAUCCUGCACGUGGACUGGGAGAAGAAGCAGAACGUCUGGAGGCUGCCGGACUUCCAGCGCUUCACCAGCUUCGAGGUGCAGGGCGCCCUGGCCAACAUCGCCGUCAUGAAGAACAACAUGGAGGUGCUCAUGAAGCGAAGCAACCGCACCCGUGCCCUGAACGGUAGGACACGCGAGGGGGGCGGGGGAGAGAGCUGGGGGGCAGGCAGGGGGUGGUCUCUUGGCUUCUGACCCAGAAGACCCUUCAGGACCCCUUUCUGCCUCCCCAGAGGGAACUCUGCUGGAGGGAGCCCGUCCUUGGCUGAGUGAGACAGGCUAAAAGGGAAGGAAAACCUGAUGGGAGGGGCAGCAUUGCACUCUGUACAAGCUCAGAGGCAUUCCCAAACCUGAACACCAGGUGCAAAAAUACCCACAGCAGCUAAUGUAGGGCACAUGGUGUGGGAGAUUUUGCAGUCAUAUCUAACAAUGCAUAUUCUUGCUAGUUAGUAUGUGAAGGAGUCAAGUCCAAAGAGUUGCACUGGUGAUAGAGGGACUCAGACCAUAGAAAUGUAACUGGUAGAGAGGAAUUUGGGUGAUGUUAUUUCUCCCUGCUCAGGGAGGAAGUAGUAUUUUCUUCUCUCUCUCCCUUUGACCAAUGAUGGAAGCAGACAGGGCCCCACUCGCUCCAAUUUCAGGCACAUGCCUGAAGUUGUUUUUUGCUGUACAGUAAAAUCAAAAAUUUUGUCUGUGUUGUUUUAAUGCUGUUGGUGCUGAGGAUGAAUGCUUGAGUGUGAGCAAAUAUAUGUGUUAAACUUACUUUUCAGCCUGUAGCCUGUUUCUUUGUUGUUGUUUUUAUAAUAAUUUUUAUUCAUUUUCCAAACAUUUUUAUACAAUAAACACAUAUUUUAUCACUCAUUCAUCAAUUUUUGACUUCCCUCAGUUUCUCUGCCAAACUUUUGUUAAAGUUUCCAUUGUUAAUGCAUUUCUAAGCUUAAUAUUGCCUUUAGAAACUCCUUUUCCCUCUUACUCCCUUUUUUACAAUAUUUCUUAAUUUUUCACAGAGUCUCUUCAAAACCAACAAGCGUUGUCUGUACAUCACAUAUACUUUUCAGAUAUUCUGUAAAUCUCCCCCAGUCCUUGAUAAAUUUUUGGUCUUUCUGGUAUCGAAUUUUCCCAGUCAGCUUGUCCAGUUCUGCAUAUUCAGUCAGUUUCCUUCUCCAUUCUUCCACUGUUGGAAUUUCUUCCUGCUUCCAUCUUUGGGCCAGAAGUGUCCUUGCUGCUGUCACUGCAUAUUGAAAAAGUUUACAGUCUUUCUUGUUAAUUUCAUUUCCUAUCAAUCCUAAUAGGAAGGCCUCUGGUUUUUUAACAAACGUAUAUUUCAACAUCUUUUUCAGUUCAUUAUAUAUCAUUUCCCAGAAGCCUUUCACCCUUUUGCACUCCCACCACAUAUGAUAGAAAGUUCCUUCUUUUUCUUUACAUUUCCAGCACUUAUUACAUGUUUUAUACAUUUUAGCCAGUUUAACUGGCGUUAUAUACCAUCUGUAAACCAUUUUCAUUACAUUUUCCUUCAACGCCGAACAUGCCAUGAAUUUUAACCUUUCAUUCCAUAAUUUCAUCCAAUCAUCAUAUUGUAUAUUAUAACCGAAAUCUCUGGCCCAAUGUAUCAUUACCGAUUUCACCUCUUCAUCUUUUGUGUGCCAUUCAAGCAACAUUUUAUACAUUUUAGACAGAUUUUUUGUAGCCUGUUUCUUUGAUGAACUGGGGACACAAAGGGGGAGAUCAGCCUAACAGCUAAUUGAUAUGCUUUCCAUUUCUAGACUGCUUAAAAUGGGUUUUAAUCCCAUUUCAUUCUCCAUCUCCUUCCUCAGUUGCUCCUUCGGCCACUGUGUACCCAGAAAAUGCCGUGGAACUGGGGGACCCCAACGUCCUCAUCUGCUUUGUAGACAGGUUCUCCCCCCCAGUGCUGAACGUCACCUGGCUGAAGAACAACGAGGUGGUCUCCAAGGGCGUGGAAGAGACAGACUUCUACCCCAGCGUGGACAACACUUUCCGCAAGUUCUCCUACCUCCCCUUCGUCCCUCAGCAGGGAGACCUCUACGUCUGCCAAGUGGAGCACUGGGGCAUCCCAGAGGGAAAGAUGGAGAAGAUCUGGGGUAAGCACUGGGCAGGAUUGGGCCUUUUCUCUGGGGCUUGAACUCAGAAACCCAGAUUCAUGGCGUAUAAGAAACACGUUCUGAUGAUCAGAGUAAUUUAUGCAAGUGAAGUACACUUGCAGUUUUGCAUAAUUUAUUCUGCUCCUUCUAGCCAUGGGAGACAAAAAGGUGCUCAGCUGCCUUUUGGGGGUUCCUUAAGUUAGUUUCUCUCAGUUUAACUUAAAAGUGUAUAUUAAGGUCUGUGGGGCAGGUGUGUCAGGACUCCUGGGUUCUUUCUUCCGCUGAACACACAGAGAGAAACAGAGUCCCCCCUUAGCCCUGUCCUCUCUCUCUCCAUCCCAGUUUCCAAGGCGCCCUCUCCCAUCCCGGAGACGAUGGAGAACGUGCUGUGUGCCCUGGGCUUGGCCUUUGGCAUCCUGGGCAUCAUCGCUGGCACCAUCCUUUUCUUCAAGGCCAUGAGGAUGAACAAUCGCAGGGGCUUCAUGUGAGUCGAACCCGUUUCCCUUCAGGGGCUGAGAGACAAAUGCAAGGGAAGCCAAAAUACACAGCAAAGGGUGGGGUGGGCCUCAUCCUGCCCAGAAGGUGCUCAGCCUCCAUACUCCCAGCUCACCAGCUCCCUUCUCCUUCCUUUUCAGAUAAUGGAGGAUUCCUUUCCUGACAGCCUCUUCCUUAAACCCUCUCAGCUCAGCUCCUUUGCCAAGAGUCUCUUCUGCUACAAAUCAGCUGGAAGGAGUUGCUUCCUCCGUGUGCAGCUUAUCCUUAGAAGCUUUUCAGAUAAUAUGUUUAACUUUCAAGAACAAUUAUGAUAGCCAAAGAUGCUUAGGCAGACUUACAUUACUUUUCUCCCUUUUCUGUUUCCCUCUUAACAAAGAAAUUUCUCUCAGACUGUUUAAGUAAAUAGGAAAAGUAUAUGGUUUACUCACAUUAAAUGUCUUGCCAUGGUGCAAAAUUUACAGCUCCCUCUAUGCAGGUUCUGAAACUCCCUGGUGCCUUUGCUUCUGGCUGUCCAGUAAUCGUGCAUUUUAUAGAAUCCUAGAAUUGUAGAAUUGGAAGGGACCCUAAGGGCCAUCUAGUCCAACCCCCUGCAGUGCAGGAAUCUCACCUAAAUCAUCUCUGACAGAGGGGCUUGUGGUUUGGCUGCAGAUCCUCCCACAAACUCCAUGGUUGAGUCAGGAUAGUUUUAUGGAGGUUCCCUGCUUGCCUCGCCUUCCAUCUGCAUGGCUCAAGGAGACCCCCUGCCAACAGAGUGUCAGGCGUACUAAUUCAUAUCUCCACCCCACUUACCCAAAACCAUUCACCUCCCUCUCCAGUUUUUGGAGAGAGCCUUCCUCAGUUCCGUGCAUUGCACUGCAGGAAUACACUCCUCAGAUGUUUCCUUAAUCCCAAAGAGGAUUCAUCCAGCUUGUUGGGGAAGUUUAGCUGCUAAGAGACCCCAAACACCUUUCUUGUCCACAUAAAGCAGGGUUGUAUCUGUCUGUGUGGAGGAAAAUAUCCCUUCUUCUUCCACAAAACUUUCCCAAUGGCUUCUGUGCAGCCCAAUUGCUGUUUUUCAUACAUGCUCCCAUAUUUCCAAAAGCAAUGAAUAAAUCUUACAGUUUGUUGAUUUGUUUCUUGUGCUGUUUUCUCUGCCUAUAAGCUCUGGAUAUAUUUAUUAUUUCAAAGCAAAAAGGUGAACCAUUGAGGAAAUGGGUAGCAUUGCAACCAGAGUGGCUACACUGACUCCUCGUGUCUCUAGGCCCAGAUUCUGGGAGAUGAUAAGAGAUCAGGAGAGCCAGCGCUGGUGCCUCCCUGCCUUUGGCCUGGUCUGCCUGUCUGUCCCCUGCUGGGAACAGGAUGCUGGGGCAGGACUCUUCUGGUCUUCAAGGCCUGCUGUGGGUUGUGUGAUGCCCCAAACCAUUAUCCCACAGGACCCGUGGAUCCCCACUCUGGGGGAUCAGAUGAGAGGAACAGAACAGCCCAUCCCCCUGUCCUAAAAUGCCUCACCAGAUCAAAGCACCUGCUCUUCCUGAGACUGGAGUGAUUGAUCGGGGGGGGGGGGGACCGGGAGAAAAUGUGCAGAGGCCCCCUCCAAAUUCAGGGUGGAUGAAUGAAGGUCUUCUUCCAGGGGCAACAACACUCUAGAGAGGGGUGUGUUUCAGGACAUGCAAGGUCAGGAUGUGACCCAAUCUGCCUGGCCAAACCUCCAUCAUGAGUUGACUGUGUUGCCUGGAACAUGCCUUAAAACCCUCAGAGAAGGAUUCACUCUUUCCUGGUAGCUCCCUGUCUUGCCCCUAUUUUUGUGUGCCUCAUUAAGAUAAAUUAAGGCAAGGGGUUGUUCAGCUCUUUCUCUCCCCCUUGCAAGAGUCUCCAGAAGGUAAAUGACACCACCGAGUGGGGUUUGGGAGAGGCGUCCUUCCUGGUGCCAAACCUGGAGCAGGAACAUCACAGAGGCCAACAGACAAGGCCCAGCUUGCUGUGCAAUCUCAUACCUUCUUCUGGAUCUCAAAUGAGGGGGAUCCAAAUUACGGGGCGGGGGGGAGUCAAUUAAUGCAGCAAGACAGAAGGCAGAGUUUGGCAGAGGGGCAGGGCAGGAGUGCCCCAGGGCAAGACUUGGGGGCAGAAGGCCAGGGCCCCAGUCGGCAGAAGGAGCAGGAGGCCCCUCAAGGCUGCAGGGCUGACUCUCCACAUCUGGAAGCAGCUGAAGGAACACAUGCUACCAGUAAGGGGGGUAAGAGUCGGAGUCUAGCAUUGCCAAGAGACCCCAAGUGGGCAAGAAGGGGCCCCUGAGCAGUGAUCCUUCCGUAUGGCAACAUUUCUCAAAUCUGGGAUAAGUCUGGUCUGGUGCAAGUGAAGAGGGGCCUCCACAGCAGGAGGGCUGAUCCCCAAGAGUCAGAAGUUGGAGAAGGGCUGAUCCAGAGGGAAAGAGUUAGGGAGAAAGUGGGGUGCGGGUGGCCUGAUCUUUGCAGGCUGUCUUCCUCCUCCUUCCUCCCUCUUGCUUAUCAAAGGCUCCUCCUCCCCUUCAGCAGCCCAGGACACAGUCAGAGACCAGCAAGUGCUGCACUCGAAGGGGUUUGGCAAGAGCCACGCGUUUCCUGCCCAGCAACUGAUGACCAGGCAGCGUCGGGACCUGUGAUUGGCUCCCAUCAAGCCUCCCCUCCAGGAAAGUCCCCAGAAGGACAACACUAUAGACCCCCCCAGCAGCAGCAAUAGCAACUCUCCUUUACCCCUCCCCCAACCCUGCUUUGUGCUUCAAGGCAGAAGUGGAGAUUGUGACAUUCAGGUUCCCUCGAAACAGGAACUUUUUAAACAAGUAAUUAGUUCCUUGGAGCAGCUCUGGCUUUAAGAUCUGCCUCAAAGAAUUACCCGGGGGGGGGGGGGAGUUAAGAGGCUGUCUUCUCCCCACUGUCAAUAAUCAUCCCAUGUAAAAUGUGAAAUCCAACACUCUAAUUUCUAUUUUGGGGCUUAAAUGCAAAACUUCAAAUGGCAGACUCUUCACGUUAAUUACCGUAUUUUUCGCUCCAUAAGGCGCACUUUUCCCUCCUAAAAGUAAGGGGAAAUGUGUGAGCAUUUUAUGGAGCGAAUGCAGGGGAGGCAGGCAGGCCCGGCUCCUGCGGGCUUUUCCCCAGGAGGGAGAAGGGACUGACGCGGCCAGUCAGUCCCUUCUCCCUCCUCAUAGAUAAGCCCUCAGGAGCCGCAUGCUCCUUAAAGGGUGCACUUCUCCUGUGGGCUUUUGCGGGAGCAGGGGUAUUGCCAUAGCCACGUGCAGCCCCUCCGGCCGGGAGAGGCUGCGUGCAGCUAUGGCAGAAGGCAAGACAGCAUGGAUCCCGCUCGCUGUCUUGGCUUCUUUGCUCUUUGGGGCGGGGGGGGGGGAAGGGGAAGAAUAAUUUUUUUAGUUGAUUUCCCCCGCAAAAAACUAGGUGCGCCUUAUGGUCUAGUGCGCCUUAUGGAGCGAAAAAUACAGUACCAACAAUGUUUCCAAGCUGUGAGCUUGUGGCAGCCUCUGCAUUUUGCAUUCUGCUUCAAAGAGGGAGGAGGCAAUUCUAUCCCAGCACUCAGCCCCCCACCUAUAGUGGGAAUUCUCUGCAUCUCGUUUCUGAAGGAAAAAAUGCUUCGAAAAAGGACCAAUCAAAUAGUGUGUAAGCAUGGGCACAGCCGGGGGGUGGGGGGUGGACUGCUGCCCCCAAUCAAUAAAAAUCAAUUAAAAUACAAAGCAAACUGAGGUUCUGCCCCCUAUCAAAAGGCCUGCCCCCCCAAAAAAACCAAUCAUGGCUACGCCCACGGUUGCAGGUUAUCUGUACAUGAGCUUCCUGGAUUUGCACAUUGGCCCAGUUCCUGGUGGUGGCACAAAACAGCAGCAACACCUGAGGGCAAAGGCUCAGUUUAAGAGUGGAGGAGUCACUUCCACAGAGAAGGACCUUGGCUGGAGAGAGGGAGAGAGAGAGAGAGAGAGAGAGAGAGAGAGAGAGAGAGAGAAAGGGAGGAGGAAACUCUGGGUCGAGAUCACUUCGGAAUAGAAAAUGCUCAGGGAUGGGCUGCCAGGGACAAACUGGGUGUGAGAAAUGUGGGUUUUGUGGACCCCCAGAGGCACUGAGGCUGUAAACUUCAGAUCUAUAUUCCACAACUGUUCCCACGGGAGAAAGGGAGAAAGGACUGCUCCACUGUAGCUGCAGCUUCAUGUUUUUACUGCUCUCUCCCCAAUGUGAAGGAGAAGCAGAAUAACCUCCCUGCAAGCAGGAAACUGGGGCAAUGGCUUGGCCUGCACACUUUAUCCCUGCUGUGCUAGAUUUCUCCUUGCAGGCAGUGCCAAUGUAAUUUAGGUGUCCAUGCAGCUCCUGCCUGAGGCUGGGAAGGAGGCCUCUUGGAGGAAGAAACAGACCAAGAGGAGGGGGGCAAAGGGGUCCCUGGACAGGAGGGGCAGGAUCCAGGCAGCCUGCUCCCUGGUGACAGAAGCAGGACUUCUGGGCCCAUAGCACAUGUCUCCCUCCCCCACCUCUCCCUCCUUCUGCCCCCUUGUUUCUGGCAGCAGAGGAGAUGCUGCAGAAAGGUGCUGGGGGGAGUUUCGCUUCCCCCCACAUGGGGGCCUGGAGCACAGCUCAGCAUUCAGGGAAAUGAAUGAGGGAAGCUGGCCACGAUCCAGGAGACGGAGGUCAACCGGGAGAGCAGCAAAACCUCCUCACAAAGAAGUAGCUUCCACCCCCCCGCCCCCCCUCAGCCCAGCAGCAAUGGCUUAAGAGGAAUUGCCAUUUCAGGGAAGGACCCCCUUGGGAAUGGCUGAGCUGAACGGAAUGGGGCUGGGCAAGCCCCAUAGCACCCUCUGCUAAAAGAAUAGGGGCUCCUUGGCUCAAGGUGGGGGGAGAUUUCCUUGGAGAGCAGCCCCUCCCUCUUGCGUCAGGAGAGCAACGUGGGUCAUCUCUUCCUAAGGCAGGAGGGAGGAGGAAGAGGGGAGAAUGGGCAGAGACCCCUCCAAGUCCCCAAGGCUAUGGGGCCCAACCCACAGGAGAGGGUGGGGGUGUUUCAGGUCAGCCAAGACCAGGAUGUGGCCCAGUCAGGCCGGCCAGACCUCCUUCAUGAGUCGGCUGUGGGGCAGAGACAGGUCUCUUCAACCUUUCCAGAUCCAAGACCCCCUUUCAACCCAAACAUGCAGUUCUCCAUCUUUAUAUCUGCGUGAUCUCAGGGCUCCUGUUUGUGGAGGUGCCAUCACUUCAGGGGGGUCGUAAGGUGUGGCAGGUGGGGGUUUUAUCUCGACAGCCAUCAUGUUUUUCUUUGAGUCCCGAGGGGAUACUGGAAAUUCCCUCAGACCUUGGUCAACCUUGAGAUUUCCUGUCAGUUUCCCCCAGAAACAACAAACAGGGCAGAGGAGUCUCUUAGGGAAUCCUGGAGAGUUUCUGUGGAGAAAAGGGCGGACAUUUUUUCCCCUCAGAACAGGCAGGGAAAUUUCUGAGGAACCUGGUCAGAGACAAGGGAGCCUCCCUCCGUCUGAGGUGUUUCCCGCUCUUUUCUCCUGAGGGAGUCCAAACAUGAGGAGAAAAUGGCUUCCCUGUGGAGAUUGGCAUCCUUCCCACCUCAGGGCCUGAAGGGUCAAGGAAGGGAUGCCCAGGGGGGCAACAGACUCCAUGUUCCCUCCUCCAAGGGGCCCACAGUCUGAUAAAUGGAGGAACAGAAAAUUCCCUCAGGAGUUUUAGUCACAGGAGGAUUCAAAAGAUGUUUUUUUCCUCCCCUUGUAAGUCCACAUUUGUGGAAACACUAGAGAAGGCAUUUGGCUCUCCUAAAUACAGUGGUGCCUCGCAAGACGAAAUUAAUCCCUUCCGCGAGUGUCUUCAUCUAGCAGUUUUUUCGUCUUGCGAAGCAACCCUAUUAGCGGCUUAGCGGAUUAGCGCUAUUAGCGGUUUAGCGGCUAUUAAAGGCUUAGCGGCUUAGCGGCUUAGCUGCUAAAAGGCUAUUAGCGGCUUAGCGGCUUAGAAAAGGGGGGGGGAGCGAAAAAAAAUCUCAAGACUCGCAAGACAUUUUCGUCUUGCGAAGCAAGCCCAUAGGGAAAUUCGUCCUGCGAAGCAACUCAAAAACGGAAAACCCUUUCGUCUAGCGGGUUUUCCGUCUUGCGAGGCAUUCGUCUUGCGGGGCACCACUGUAGCUAGUUUGAAAUCAAAUUCAUAAUGGAAUCACCUCAGGAGACCAUGCAGUGUGUGGAGGGUUUUCCCAGGGAAAAAUGGCUCCCAAAUCAGUUCCCCUUUGAUGGCUGACACACAGACUGGAUUUAAACAGACUUUUCUUUUUUGUAUUAGGAUGUUUGUGUGGUAAACCACCUUGGGGUGUUGAAUGGUUACAUUAAAAGGCCUUAAACAAGUCAGUAACCCAAAGCUGGGGAAGUGCUAGAGGUAUGACAGAAGGUCACCUUCUUUCAGGUGAAGUUGUGUGGAAAUGGAGGCAGAUCAACCCUUUUUCUUACACCCAGGAUUGUCAAGUGUGGCGCUACUUGAAUAUUGACAUUUAAAAGAAAUAAAAUAGUUGAAGGACCACAGAGGGAAGCUGAAGAAAAUCUUCACUGGUGCGACUCAGAGGAAAUACUCUCACGGCUGUGAAAUCUGCUUCUGCCUUGAAGUGGGUCAGGUGAGGAUCCCAGUCAGAGGGCUGGUCCAUAAGAUCACAAAAGAGCAGGGUAUUUACAGAGAAAUUAACAAACUACUCUCCCUGAGGAGAUAAAGCCAGCAGGGUGAGGGUUAGGAGCAGGGACUCUCUCCAAAAACGGGACUCAUCCUCCGUGUCACAGGGCUGUCGGGAGAAGCUUUCAAUAAAUAUAUUUGGCCAUUUAGCAUUUUAUGGAAUUGUAGAGAAGGGACCCCAAGGUCAUCUAGCCCAACCUCCUGCAAUGAGGAAUCUCAAAGCUCAGGCUCCCCAUCAGGGCUUGAAGGACCAGUCCUGGCAGUCUGACCAGAUUCAUGGUUGUUUUCAGGGACAGCUCAGGCUCCUCCAGGGAGAUUCAAGGCACAAAUUCUCUAGCAGAGAGGUGCAAAGAAGCAAUCAGGUUGUGAUAACUUGCAAUCAACAAGCGGAAAGGGAAAGACAAAAAGAAACUUUCCCCAAAUGACAAGCAAGCAACAGAGGUGGGGGAGGGGUGGACACUGUCAUUCUUGAUCUGUGACUCCUUCCAUCCACCUUCCAAGGAGGUUUCCACCUCUGAGCACGGACAGAGGGCAACUGGCAGGAAGAACAGAGCUUCUCCACAUCCCAGGAUCCUUAUGGAUCAGCAAAGUCUAACUGAUGAGUCCUGCAGGCAGAGGAGAGAGAGACAAGCCCAUCACUGUGGGGUAAGGAAUGGGGAGAAAGGGGUCAAGAAUCCCUGGAAAGAUUGGGGGGACACUCCAUAGAGCGGCCAUCAGAGAUUGUGAACUACAAUUCCCGUCGCCACCAGUUAUGGGCCUGGCAGGGGGGGCUCUGAGGAGGGAAGGAGGCAGAGGGAGGGAGACUUGGCUGGCUUUGGCAGUGGAGAAGAGGAGCUUCAGAAGAGACCAAGGAGAUCUGUCUAGAUCAGAAAUGGGGAACCAUGGACCCUGGACCAAAUGUGGCCCCCAGACUUCUCUUUUUGCUCUGAAAGUGAUUCCACCUCCCUUGAACUCGGAGGAUGCCCCUUGCUUGCCUGGACCAAGAACAGAGAGGGGCAGAAACUAGUCCACUCAGCAAUAGGGAAAUUGGCAUGUUUUUCUCCACCCACACCUGCCCAGCAGUGGCAUGUGGGCCCCGGAAGGAGGGGAUGCAGCCCUUGGGGCAAAAGAGGACACCCCCCCCCCGGAAUAGAUGUCCUGCAAUGGGCAGAAGAGCUUUGUUCCCCAAGGGCCAAACACCAGCCCUGGUCUCCUCACUCAGCCUCUGCGAAGGAACUUUGCUUGACUGUCUCCCAGGUGGGAAAUUCCCUUGGAGACCCACUUCCAGGACAUGAUAUUGGAGUGUGAGCCUCAAGGGAAUGGACUGAUCCAUAGGAAGCCCCUCCCCUCUGUUCUGAAAGGAAGCCAGGGCGGGGGCACACGAAGCAGCCAGGAGAAGGGGGUUGGGGGAGGAGGAGGAGGAGGAUGGAAGAGCAGAGAGGAAAGUUACCUGCAGGCUGAGGAACAGCUUGCCCUGGGAGAGAAAAUAAAGAAUAGAAAGAUUCUGUCAGCAUCAGAUGUCCCUUGAAAUAGCUUCUCUGGGAAUACGGCAAACCCCCCCCAAGAUCAAGAUAACACAUUCCAGGCACAACUAGGAACUCCCCCCCCCCAUUCUGUCCUAAGGAGUAUGAGGGGUGAAAGAAGAGUCUUUUUAUUAAAUAAAUAUUUCCUUCCCAAUACAGAAAGGACACUGGAGAACAUAUUGCCAACUAAUCUCUUUCCCAUUACCCAAUGCCCCCACCUCACAAACCCUCCCCCCCCCCAUAUUCCUUAGGCUGCCUCAAGGACCCAAGGGAGAUGAAUUCCACUUCCUGACUGUAAGUGUCUCAAAGGCCCUUUGCUCAGCAGGGAGAGAGAGCCUUUGACUUACUGCUGGGACCAAGAAGCUUCAAAACAUCUGUGUCCUUACUCUGCUCAAAGGCUUCAGAGCCAGAAAUGCUUUUGAAUUUCUCAAUCAUAUGUUGGAUAGGAGGUUUAGAUCUUCAUCUACAGAUUUAAACCUCAGACCAUCUCCAUAAGAGCUGAGGCUCCAUUUGAGACACCAAGAGUGACCUCCUAGGAGUGGAGAAGGAACAGAACCUUCUCCAGAUCCUCUGCCUAAGAAGAGGAGGGGAGCCUGGAGCCCAAUCCAGCCCCACACCCAACCCUCCCUCUCUCCCUGGCACCCCACCCUCACCUUUCUUGUUCUUCAGGUAAAGGGUGAGUCCAGCGGCCCCAAAGACCAGCCCCAGCACAAUCCCCACAAUCCCCGUCCACAUCUUGCUCCUGGCAGAGUCCGACUGUGGCUCUGAAGAAAGAAAAAGUCAUGAGUGGGGGAGCAACCCAUCUAGCCCCCCAGGAAUGCCCCCCACCUCCUUGGGAAGGAGAUGGGUCGGGGCUGGGAAGGCGUCCUACCCCAUUGCACCGUGACGGGGCCUUCGAAGCUGGCGUGCUCCACCUGGCAGGUGUAGACGUCUCCACGUUUUGGCUUUGUCUCCAGCAUCACCUCAAUAUGGAAGGUCCAGUCCCCGUUCCGGAUGAGGUCCGUGGUCCACACUUUGGGCUCCUCCUUCCCGUUCCUGAACCACUUGAUCUCGAUCCCCGCAGGGAAGAAGCGGUUCACAGUGCAACUCAGCAGAGUGUUGUGUGGUGAAGAUUCAACGUUGUCUGUGGGGGUGAUCUUCACCUUGGGCUGGACUGUGGGAGGGAGGCAAGGGAGAUGUGGAAGGAAGGUCAGAGAUUUAGGCAAGGAGGGACCUGGAGGCUUCAAGGGAGGGAGGAGAGGCCAUAGUUAAGGGGGGAGGGGGGCUAGCCAGGGUGAAGCCUCUAGAGGGGGGCAAUUGAGGCUCCCGGCUUGCAGGGGGGGCCUUUCUCUGACCGCAGCCCCCCGGUGGCUCCAGAGUCUAAAAGCAUCUGCUGAGCACCAGAGUGAUGCUAAUCUGCAAGGGGAAGCUGGAAAACCUGGAAAAUGACCCUCCUUCCCCUUUCCCCCUGACUGUUUUUGGAAAUGAGUGCGAAAGAGAAACCCUGGAGAAGGUUGCUCUCCAAGCAAAGUUGAAAAGGGAAAGUCUUCUUUUUCUUUCUUUCUUCUUUUGCUUCCCUUAAAGCCUCAGAGAUGAAUUAGAAGUGGUGAAGAGAUCAGAACACCCCUCCUGCCCUUUUGGGAACAGAAUCCCUUUGGAGUAUUGCUUGCUUGUGUGUUGUCUGUGUCUGUGUGUAUGUUUUGCAUCUAAAGACAACAUACAUGUUUACACCAUCUGAAUACAUAAAGAGAGCAUGGCUGCAUACAAUCAGCUACAAAAACUGAGUCCUCUUCAUACAUAUGAACAAAUGUGUCAAGUACUGUACGUGUAUUGAUACGGAAGGGGGGGGCAUGUCUUCUCCACCCAUUUUGCCAGUCACCAGAGGGUUUGAGGCGAUGACCUCAAGGGGCACAUGACCCCACAGGAACCCCAGUCCCUGCACUGUUACACAAGCACCACACUCAACCCCAAACCCCAUGAAUAAAAGUGCCUUUUCCCGUUCCUACGCCCGUUCGUUACAAUGAGUAGACCGGGCGAAAUAAGCCCGAGCGCCUUAUUUCUCCCUCCCGCCCUAUUGUUUCCAUUGGUAAACCGUAUGAAGUAGUAAUAUGGAUCUUAUGAAUGAACUCGCCUAUUUGCGUACUGGAGCAUUCUACCCAAUCAGAACAAUGCAUUCGGCUUGCAGAGCUAGCUCAGCUCGAGCUGUUGCACGCCUCAUUUAACCUUUGACAAGCUGCUGACAGCUCCCGCUGCGAGAACAAUGGAACCGAAACCUCGUAAACUUCUAAUCCUGUCAAAUCUUGCUACAAUGUAUCCAGCUAUUUCCGAAUUCGACUGCCACUGCCUAAAUGAACUAAAAUACACAAAAAUUCAUAGAAAAUCAACCGUAGCACUGAUUUUCUUGCUUUCGGUGCCAAUCUGCUCAAUUUCUCUACGACUUCAAGACUCCUCUGGUGUCCUCCAUAAUCCCCCAAGCGAGAUGUCACGUACACUCAGGAAGACCCUAAUCCUGUCAAAUCACCCUGCCAAGCCUUUCCUCCAGGCAGUGCCAGGUGACAGACUUUGCAAACCUGGACUCUAUUGUACAUCCUGAUUUGACUCAGGAUGUACUUAUCUGCGCAUAUCUCCAACUCUGCAUAUUCCCCCCUCCCUCCUCCAUAUGUUAAUUCUGUGUAACCCAACCCUUUCUUGAUGUAUUCAUGAUGUAACCAUGAUGUAUUGAUGAUGUUUCUGCACUGUAACAUGGGAAAUGGAGGGAAGUUUUAAAAGUUCAUGUCACCCCAUCCUCAGGGUUCAAUCUCGCCUUGAACCUGUUGCGCAAUAAACAUGGAUCUUCUGCAUCUUGCUACUGUCUCCAGCUGCGCUCUUUUGUUCCACAGGGACCGCGGACUUAGUCCGACGAGCCGGGUGGCAGAGCAGCCUCGCACCCGGAUUUUACCGUAAUAUUUGGCGCCCAACGUGGGGUGUUGCGGUUCUCCCAUGUUGCUGACCGGGGCCCCUGAAGUCUUCAGCCAGCACUGGGCCGCUUUGCCCGGGAAGACACCUCCGGACCUCCGGCCAUCUUCCGGGCGGUAAUCGAACGGCCUCAGGAGUUCAGCCGGGGAACAAAGAGAUAUCCAGCCGGCUUAUUCAACGAUCCCGGGAUCACAGCUGAAGACGUGUGAGUAUAAGGAAAAUCCAGUGCACUGGUGGGAAGGGCGUGGUAGUCUCCUGGCAACUGAAUUCUCUGCCCUCCUCUCUAUCGUUCCUUCUUACCUUUCUCUUGGUCCGGUUACUGAGAGAGACCGUGGAGCGCUGCUCAACCCGAAAGGGGGUUCUGAGCUCUAUCCCUUUAUCUCAAAUUCUCCAGCCAGCCGCACCAACCGAGAGCCUGAAACAGAGAGGACCGGCUUAAAACCCGACUCACCGCAACGGGCAUCUCGUUGAAAGCAAGUGGUUGGAGCUCUCUUUCCGAACUUCCCAAGCGCCCGGCAAGGGGGUCGGAAGGGUCUUUCUUUCUAUCACAAACCCCAGCCGCACCAGUCAGAGCCACGUAACACAUGUAUCGUGCGUGAGCCUGCUUCUGAAAGCAAGGGGGUUUUUCCGGUUCAAAAACUCUAUCCAGGGAUCGCCCAAUCUGGCACCGUGCUGUGCGGGCGUCCAGUAGGGUCCCUUUUCCUAAGACUGUGACGAUAGGUAGGAGGUUGCCAGGAGGGAUAGCCUCUGAGGAACUGGGCAGGAUUUGGCAGAGUGGGAAAGCACCCCCAAGAUUAGGAGAAGGGAAGAACGAGUGCCAAAGGUCUGGGGAGGUAACCAGAUAGCUAGGGCCCGAAAAACCACUAGGGAGUUGCCAAGCAACAAGAAAUAGGAAAACCGUAGGAAAGACCCCUGUACAAGUUACCGAAAAUCCUUAUCGACCCCUCUCUUUCUCCCCUCUCUACCCCAGACACGCGUGGAUUAAAACAUGGGUACCCAGGCUUCCAAAAAUGAGCGGGCUCCCUCUGGCAGGAAGGCUUCGAGAAAGCCAUCCCAAUCCCAGAGAGACCCUGACUCCCCUCUUGAAUUCGUUUUGACCUAUUGGAAGUCGAUACCUGGCCAUAAGCUACUGUCUAGACAAAAGUUAGAGGACCUCUGCAGAGAAUCCUGGCCCACCAGUACCGCCUCCGCAAACCCAGAACUACGUUGGCCAACAGGAGGCUCUUUUAAUGAAGAUCGCCUAAACCAUCUAAGAAAAUACCUGAUGGAGGAGAAGCCCCAUCAGUUAGAAUAUUUAACCGCCUUUGAGGCUAUCAGAGGACUACUUCAAGCUCCCCCUCUUUUCAGCUGCCCGUGCUAAAUCCCAGAAAGCAGCCUUUGCCCCCCCCCUACGAGGGACACCCCGCAGACGAUUCCAUUGAGCGAACUCUGAUUCCCUUCUACUAUCAAGGGCCGAUACCAUCUGCCCCAAACGGCAAUGCAGAUAGUGACACGUAAUCAAGGGAAGGAGGAGCGGGGGGGGGUGCAAGUCAAGUGCUCACUCGCCAACAAGCUAAGGCAAAGAAGGCUACCCCAGAGGACUCCAAUCAAUCAGAUGAAUCCAUAGAAACCCCAGGAACCUCUAACCAGACAGCGGUUCAGAUGCCUCUAAGGGCUCUACCAAUUCAACCUUUAGAUCCCAAUGGGGCUCCCCGGAUGGUAUAUACACAUCACCCCUUCUACACGGCAGACCUAGUCACAUGGUCGAAUCAGAUGCCUUCUUUGUUUUGUUUUGUUUUUAAAUGAUAUUUAUUCCAAAUUUAAAGUUACAAAAAAAAGAAAAAGAAAAACCAUACAAAAUACAAAGAAAACUUUAGCCAUAACAGAGCAAAAGAUAAACAAGUAAAAAGAACAAUAAGAUAGAAUAAAAAAGAAAACUUAACAAAAAAUAUAAAAAUACAUUAAGUUGAAAUAAAACAAAAGCAGAUUAAACCUUUACAUAACCUUUUCCCUUUACUUAUUUCCAUGACCUCCUCUCACCUCCCAAUUUUGUAUUCUAGUUCAGAUCGUGUUUCCAGCAAAUCCUUCUAACCUUAUUUUCAUUUACGUAUUUUAAAAUUCAAAUAAUGUAAUUAAACCUCCUCUAUUUCAUCAAUUUCAUCAACUCAUUUUUGCUUAUUCCAUUAUAUCAUAUCUACCAGAACGACCUAAUAUUCUUUUUCCAACCUCCUUCUAACAUUCUUUUAUAUUGCAAUACUUUUGAAGAUAUAUUUUGAAUUUUUCCAAUCUUCUUCCAUCGACCCUUCUCCCUGGUCUCGAAUUCUGCCGGUCAUCUCAGCCAGUUCCAUGUAGUCCAUCACUUUCAUCUGCCAUUCUUCUCGGGUGGGCAAUUCUUGUGUCUUCCAGUACUUCCCGAUGAGUAUUCUUGCUGCUGUUGUAGCAUACAUAAAGAAAGUUCUAUCCUCCCUUCGCACCAACUGGCCGACCAUGCCCAGAAGAAAGGCCUCUGGUUUCUUCAGAAAGGUAUAUUUAAAUACCUUUUUCAGUUCAUUAUAUAUCAUUUCCCAGAAAGCCUUAAUCCUUGGGCAUGUCCACCAAAGGUGAAAAAAUGUACCCUCCGUCUCUUUACAUUUCCAACAUUUACUAUCUGGCAAAUGAUAGAUUUUUGCUAGCUUGACUGGGGUUAAGUACCACCUGUAAAUCAUUUUCAUUAUAUUUUCUCUUAAGGCAUUACAAGCCGUAAAUUUCAUACCUGUGGUCCAUAACUGUUCCCAGUAAGCAAACAUAAUGUUAUGUCCAAAAUCUUGUGCCCAUUUAAUCAUAACAGAUUUAACCGUUUCAUCCUGUGUAUUCCAUUUCAACAGCAAGUUAUACAUUCUUGAUAAAUUCUUAGUUUUAGGAUCUAACAAUUCUGUUUCCAAUUUUGAUUUUUCCUCCUGGAAGCCAAUCUUCUUAUCUAAAUUAUAAGCCUCCCUUAUUUGAUAAUAAUGAAGCCAGUCUCGAACUUUAGUUUUUAAUUUGUCAAAGCUCUGCAGCUUUAGUCUAUCUCCAUCUUGUUCUAAAAUUUCACAGUAUUUUGGCCAAUUUGUCUCCAUAUUAGUUUUUUUCAGAGCCUUAGCCUCCAUUGGUGACAACCACCUUGGUGUUUUACUUUCCAACAAAUCCUUAUAUCUCACCCAGACAUUAAACAAUGCUUUCCUGACAAUAUGGUUCUUAAAGGCCUUAUGUGCUUUAACCUUGUCAUACCAUAAGUAUGCAUGCCAUCCAAAGACAUUGUUAAAACCUUCUAAAUCCAAAAUGUCAGUGUUUUCAAGAAGCAGCCAUUCUUUCAACCAGCAAAAGGCUGCUGAUUCAUAGUAAAGUUUAAAGUCUGGCAGGGCAAACCCACCUCUUUCCUUUGCAUCUGUUAAUAUUUUAAAUUUUAUUCUAGGCUUCUUGCCCUGCCAGACAAAUCUAGAAAUAUCUCUCUGCCACCUCUUGAAACAGUCCAUUUUGUCCACAAUUUGCAAAGUUUGAAACAAAAACAACAUUCUAGGCAAUACAUUCAUUUUUACCGCAGCGAUACGGCCCAGCAGUGAAAGCUUCAAAUUUGACCAAAUUUCUAAAUCUUUUUUCACUUCAGCCCAGCAUUUUUCAUAGUUGUCUUUAAAUAAAUUCCCAUUUUUUGCUGUAAUGUUAAUCCCCAGGUAUUUAACUUUCUUAACCACUGUUAAACCUGUCUCAUUCUGAAACCUCUCUCUCUCCAUUGGUGUUAAAUUUUUCUCUAAAACCUUGGUUUUUAACUUAUUCAAUUUAAAUCCUGCAACUUGACCAAAUUCUUGAAUCAGUUCUAAAACCCUUUUGGUACUAGAUUCUGGCUCCUGUAACGUCAAUACUAAGUCAUCUGCAAAUGCUCUCAAUUUGUACUGUUUGGCUCCGACAUGUAUACCUUUAACCAACUGGUCCCUUCUAAUCAUAUUCAGCAAAACCUCCAGGACCGAUAUAAAAAGCAAUGGGGAGAUUGGGCAACCUUGUCGUGUCCCUUUUUCUAUCUUAAAUUCUUCCGUCACCACAUUAUUUACAAUUAAUUUAGCCUUUUCUUCAGAAUAUAUUGCACUUAUAUCGUUUUCAAAGCCUUGGCCUACCCCCAUACCCUGUAAGUUCUUCUUCAUAAAACUCCAAGAAAUGUUGUCAAAAGCUUUCUCCGCAUCCACAAAUAUUAAAACUGCCUUAGUAUUUAUAUUCACUUGUAAUUUUUCUAAAAUAUUGAUUAUGUUUCUCACAUUGUCAGAUAGAUGUCUACCUGGGAGAAAGCCUGCUUGGUCUUUAUGUAUCUCUUCCACUAACACUCUUUUUAGUCUUUUAGCCAAGAUGUCUGCAAAAAAUUUUUUAAUCCACAUUGAGCAGUGAUAUGCGGCGGUAGUUCUUAAGCUGCGUCUUUUCAGUCUCUGUUUUCAGUACAAGUGUGAUAUACGCUCCUUUCCACGACUCUGGUGCCCUUUUCCCCUCCAUUAUCUCGUUGCAGACUUCUUUCAAAGGUUGUACUAACCAUUCUUUUAAAGAUCUGUAGUAUCUAGAAGUCAGUCCAUCCGGUCCUGGAGAUUUACCCAAUUGCAUAUUCUGAAUGGCACCUUCUAUCUCCUGUUCAGUUAUUUUAUAGUUCAACAUUAAUUUAUUUUCUUGAGAUUUUUUUGUAAUCCAUUUGUUUUCAAAAAUCGGUCUGCAUCAAUUUCUUUCUGUGGCCCUUGUGUAUAUAGUUGUUUAAAGUACCUCUGGAAACAAUUUCUAAUCUCAGCUGGGUUCUGUAUAUUCCUUCCUUCCACUUCUAAAUUUGUAACUGUAUUUAAUUUUUGUCUUUUUUCAUUUGCCAAGCCAGCAAUUUCCCACAUUUAUUAGCCGACUCGAAUGUCUUUUGUCUCAUUUGUUUAAUUUUCCAUUCUAUCUCCUGAUUCAUCAUUUUCAUGUAUUGCACUUGAUGUAACUUUAUUUCUCUCAAAAUCUCUUGCGACUUUGGUUUUGCUCUCAAUUUCUUUUCACUUUCCUUUAUUUUCUCCAAAAUUUUAUCCUUCUUCUCAUUUUGGAUUCUCUUCUUUAAUGCAUUCUGUUGUAUCAAGAACCCUCUCAUAACAGCUUUACUUGCGUCCCAGAUUACUCUGUUUCCACAUUGGUGCUCAUAUUUAUCUCAAAAUAAUCUCUCAAGGUUUUUUGGGCCUUCUUAAACACUUCUUCAUCUCUAAAUAAGGUGUCAUUCAUCCUCCAUCUGAAGGAACCGGUUGGUGUUAGUUUCAUUUCCAUCUUAACAGCAUUAUGGUCGGAGCAGGUUUUUGGGCAGAUUUCCACUUUUCUUGUCUUUGGUGCCAUUCCUCUAGUUACCCAUAUUUGGUCAAUUCUUGUCCAUGUCAUUUUGGCUUCAGAGAAGAAGGUUCCCUCUCUAGCCAAGGGGUUCUUUGUUCUCCAAAUAUCGACUAAGUCCAAGUUGUCUGUCAUCUCAAAAAAAGUUCUCGGUAGUCUACCAUUCUUAGUGACUACCUGUCUUUGUGCCUUGUCCAUGUAUGUAGAUACCACUCCAUUCAUGUCUCCCAUCAAAAUCACAUUAUAAUCCAAAUAGUCCAUCAAGGUCUCAUGCAACUUUUUUAAAAAGUCAGAUUUCCCCUCAUUUGGUGCAUAAACUCCUACUAUCAAAAAAUUUUCUCCUUGUAGUUGAAUUUCAAUUGCCACGAAUCUUCCUUGUUCAUCUUUGAAGAUAAAUUUCGGUAAUAGUCUCUCCUUUGCAUAAAUCACUACCCCUCUUUUUUUAACUUUGUCCGAUGAAAUGAACUCCUGACCCAGUCUUUUAUUAAUCAGUAGUUUCCUGUGUAGCCUUGUUACAUGUGUUUCUUGUAAACAAAUCAAGUCCAAUUGUUCCUUUUUUAAUAAAUGAAACACAGAUCUCCUUUUCUGAGGGGGUUCAAACCAUUACAAUUCCAACUUAGUAGUUGCAGAGCCAUGAUGUAGUUACUUUGCUUCUCCUCCAACUGCACCCAGUGCCUGUUCCUGAUCUGUCGGUGGUAUCCCCUUCUUCAGGCAGUCUUUUAAUUCAGGAGGUAAACCUGGUAUGUCUAAAGUUUCACUUACAAGUGCUCUUAACUCUCCUGCAACUUCCUUCUGCAGGUCUUCUCCGUGGUCUCUCCAAAAUUUAUCUUUGUCGUCCUCUGAUCUUAUUUUUAUCUUCUUGCCUUUGUAGCUAAAGGAUAGGCCUUGGGGGAAUUCCCACCUAAAAAUAAUUCCGUUACUUCUCAACAGGGCAACCAAAUCUCUAUAAUUGGACCUAAGGUCCAAAAGAUACUUCGGAAUAUCCUUAAAUAUCUCCACUUUUGACUGAUGUAUUUCCAAGGUCUUCUGGAAGUGCAGACUCAAGAUUUUGUCUCUCUCUUCUUUUGUUCGGAGGGUGAUCAAACAGUCUCUCACCCUGUUCCUCCUCCCUCCUCUUCCAAGCCUAAAGGCACUCACUAUCUUGAAGCUAUCCUUCUCCAAAUCUGGGUUCCAAAAGUCUGCAAAUUCCUGCGUAAGAAAGUCAAUCAAGUUGUCUUUCUCAAGUUCGGGUAUUGCCCUAAUCCUUAAAUUCGUUUGUUUCUCCUUCAACUCAAUCAUAGACAAUAUUGACCUGUGGUCUUCAAGUUGUUUGUGUAACGGUGGUAUCUUCUCUUCUACAACAGUGGCUGUAGCAGUUGCUGUUUCCUUUGCCUCUUCGGCUGUCUUUCGUGUCGAGGUGGAUUCCUGUAGUAAUUUAUGAAUAGUUUCUGUAUUGGUAUUUACCUUCUGUCCCAAAUUAUUAAUACUUGUAGUGUUUUGGUCAAUUUUGCCCGAUGCCUCGGCUACUUGUUUACUUAUUCUUUCCAAAGAUUCGUUAAUUUUACCUAGUGCCUGAGCCAAAGCAUCGUCAGCUGCCAUACCUUUGGGUUUAGGUUGUGCCGAUGAGGUUGCUGUUGGUAAACCAGAAGGGCCAGAUGUUGAUGCUCUUUGUUGCAGCCCACCGUCUGUGCGAAAUAGUCUGCCAGACCUCGUUGCUUGUAACAAAUCUAUCUUCUCCUUCCCAUCUGUCAUAACCCUCAAGAUAAAACCCAAGGUCAAUCUCACGAUCAGAGUUUGUUUUGAAGUGGAAAAUUCCCUUGGCCCAGCUGCUAUUGUAACAAUUUCAAACUUCUUCUAGGGGGACACAGUAACAGUCAAAAAUGUCUUAAAGUAAUUAACUUUUUCCUUUCGCCCCCCCAGUUCACAAAAAGGACAACAGUUUCAAUCUCAGUUGUUUCUUGUUACUUUAAAACCAGGAGAAGCCAGUCAGAAAUAUUGUAUCUUACUUGUAUCUCAGAUGCAGAGUUAACUGUCAAAGAGUACUUUCAGCAACAGCGCAUUUCACAAUACGGCUUUCUUACUGUUCACUGGGAACCCGUUCCAGGGUUUUAAGCGGUGGGUUUUAGCUUCUUUUACUCUCUUUUUUGCAGGGAAAUACAGUUCAGACCUUUCCCCCCUCCUCCCCUGCAAUCAAGGGGGGGGGAAAUCGCUUGUUUGAUGUUCGAAUUAUAAUCCUUUUCCAACGUCUUUUAAGGUUUCCGCUUACAAGUUCAUUGCUUUACUCCAUUUACAAGAACGGAAGGCAGACUUCCUUUUUAUGCCUCUCCGCUUCGGUGCCAAAUUAUUUGUAAAGUUCCUUUAGUUCCGAAAUUAGCCUACUCACGGAUCAUUGUUUUGCAGCCAAAUUGUCCCAGGAAAAAGGUAGCGCUCUCCGGUAACGGCUACGCGGCUUCGCUCCACGGAAGAAGCAGAUGACUCACAGCACCGCGCCACUACCCACUCCGCUCCGGAACCCGUAAACGGGCUCCUUUGCCAGUUGGGGGCGCAAAAGGUGCCCGCCGAGUCCCACGGUCACAGGCUUCACCCGCCUGUGGUUUUUGAAGGGUCCCCGCUUCGCCGUAGCGGUGAAGACCCGAUUUCCGCAGAGCCGGUUCCCUCCAAGUCAGAGGGAAUCCGGCAUUACCGAUGGCGCCACCCCGGAAGUCCUCGCCUUCUUCAGUCUUUCAAAGGAUUGCUGGGCACUUUCUGUCCAGGCGAACUUCCUUUUGCUACUGAGACAAUCUGUGAUGGGCGCUGUCAAGUGGGCGAAGUUCUUGAUGAACUUCCUGUAGAAGUUGCUGAACCCUAGGAACCUCUGCACAUCCUUCCGGGUUUGGGGGGCUUUCCAUUCCAGCACUGCCUGCACCUUGCUUGGGUCCAUAGGCCCUUGUCUGACAACUUGUACCCCAGAAACUCGACCUCUCUGGUGUGAAAUUGGCAUUUUUCCAGCUUGACCCACAACUGGUGCUUCUGCAGCCUCUUUAGCACUUCCCUGACGUCUCUGACAUGUUGCUUCUCAUUGUCUGAAUAGAUUAAGACGUCGUCCAAGAAGGCUACGCAGUUCUUGUACAGCAGGGGCCCCAACACGUGGUGCAUGAAUGCUUGAAAGCAGGCGGAGCCCGAUUGUAAUCCAAAUGGCAUGACUAAGUACUCAAAAGCCCCCAGGGGGGUGAAUAUGGUGGUUUUCCAUUCAUCCCCCUCCCUUACCCUGAUCAAAUUGUACACUCCCCUGAGGUCCAGCUUGGUAAAAAUUUUCCCCUGCCUCACCCGUGUUAAAAUGUCGUCAAUCCUGGGCAUUGGGAAGGUCACGGGUUCUGAUACCAGGUUUAACGCCCUGUAAUCUACAACUAAUCUAGGCUGAUUAGUCUCUUUUUUGUCCACAAAGAACACCGGACUGCCCCCCACCGCCUUUGAUUCUCUUAUGAACCCCCUCUUCAGGUUCUUGUCAAUAAACUGCCGUAACUCCUGCAUCUCCCUGUCCGACAUGGCAUACAGCUUACCCACCGGCAGCUGAGCCCCUGGGAUUAAGUUGAUUUAGCAGUCAAAGGGCCUAUGGGGGGGUAGUCUAUCCGCCUCCUUCUCGCUGAAGACUUCCUUUAGGUCAGCAUAUUGUGGUGGCACCUCCCCCUUUGUUUCCACCGCCAGCCCAGCCACCCUGGCCACUGUCAUUCUUGGGGUUCCCCCCCCAGACAGUGUUCCAAGCAGUAAGCUGACCCAAAGGUGACUGACCGCUGAUGCCAUGACACUACUGGAUCAUGCAGUGCCAGCCAGCUCAUCCCCAGUAUUAUUGGGGGUCCUGCCAGUGUGGCCACGUGAAAGGCAAUGGUCUCCGUGUGCCUGGAAACCCUCAUUCGCAUUGGCGGGGUCUGGUGUGUCACUUCCCCUCCCAGAAGUUCCCUGCCAUCGAUGGUGGUCACUUGCAAGGGAAAAUCCAGGGGUAGCAAGUGUAGUUGGUGCUCCAAAGCGAAGUCCCUGCUGAAGAAAUUGCAGGAGCUGCCCGAAUCCAGCAGCCCCUCAACCUUGACUGGGUGCCCAUUCGGGAGUUCUAGCACCACUGCUAUGGCUAUAGCUGCCCUGGGGGGGGUCAGGCUGGGGCACUUCUAUUGGUUGCUGGCCUGGCUGCUGGCCCCGCUGGUUGGCAGCCAGGCGUUGUCGUUUCCCUGCGCCUGCCCUUCCUCCCCCUUCUCCUCACAGCCAGCAGCCCCUACCAUCCCUUGCCAGGCCUUUCUUUGAGGGCAGACCCUUGCAAAAUGUCCCGGCCGUUGGCAGAGGAAACACUUCUUGGUGGUUUUCCAAUCCUUCCCCUCCCUCUUGCGACCUUCACUGGAGUUUGAAACCUCGCGCGCGCGCCAUCUAUUUCCAUUGGCUCAGCCGCCUGGGAAAGCUGUCUCGGUAUUUCAGGAAUGCGGUAGUCAUGGCAACAUUCCCCUAUUACUUCGCGUUUCUCCUGAGCCCGCGCUUCCUGCUGCACUCCAAUCACAAGCACAGCCUUGGUCAGCUGAUCCAUCGACUGUGGGUGGGGCGCGCGGGACAGCUCGUCCUUCACCGUUGGGGACAACCCCUCCUCAAACAACAUUUGAAUAGGUUCAGAGUCCAGAUCCCACCCGAGCCGGUGGAUCAACAUUGCAAAGCGCGACCAGUAGUCUCUAACUGACUGGCUCCCCUGCUUGCACCCCAUCAGUUCUCGCCGAGUCACAAUUUGCUGCACUUCACUGGAAUACAUCGCAUCCAUUGCCUGGAAGAAUUUCUUAAGGUCCUUCAAGGCAUGAUUUUGCAUCGCCAUAAGGGGCCUGAUCCAUUCCCGUGCCCCAUCCUCCAGAUGCCCCACAAUGUAGGCUACCCUUUGCCCAUCGUCAGCAAAGUCAUCAUGCUGCAGUUCCAAAGCGUACUCUGUUUCCGUUCGGAACGCAUUGUAGUCCUGGGGUUUCCCCCCAAACUUGUGUACCAGCCCCGGUACCUUCCUUGCGAUGGGGGUGGGCCUGACCUGAGCAUCCUGAGUGCCUCUUUCGUCCAGCCGCGCCGUCAGGAGAGCUACAUGCUGUUCCAAGUCUCGGUUUCUCUCUACCAGACCUUGCACUCCAGCUGCUUGCUCCGUCUCUCCGGCUCCUCUGGUCUGGCUCAUCGUGCUGCCUCUCUGGAGCUGCGCACAAGCAACGUCGGGGACUGACAGGUUGCUGUAAUGGAUUUAGGGGUUGCUCGUGCGUAAGUUGCCGCCACUCCUGGCUAGGUUACCUGGUUAAACCCUUUCUGACUGAACAGCCUCUAGCAUCGUGACUGUCUCAGUUGCUGGCAGAAUCCGUCAGUGGGCGUUUCUUAAAUUUCUUCCAGCACAAAAGUUCUUUGACGCCUAGUCUCCCUCCGCAGGGAGGGUGUGGGCAGCGGAGGACCCGUACUCUCUCCGCUGGUCUCCGGCGAGGAGUCUUGGAGCCUCCUCUCCGAUUCCCCCAUCUGCCCCCCUUCUCUACUGGUGUUACGCUGAUUUCCUUCCCCAGCGGAAGGGCUGCCUCUCUCCCUACUGGGACCCUCUCUGGCAUCCCUCUGGAGCCUUCCCUCCGCCUUCCCUCCGCCUCUAGCUCCGAUGGCAGUUCCCUGACAACGAGGUUAUCGUAAAGGGCUUCUUUAAAGAUCAAGCAAGCCCAGACAUAAGGAAGGCUCUUAAACUCCAGAUUGGCUACGACAGGAAAAGCAUAAGUGAGAUCCUGUCGAUAGCCAAGUCCAUGUACAACUCUCGGGAUGAGAGGAAAUGAAAAGACCCCAAGCCCGACACAGAACACGUGUUAGCUUUGAGCAUGGAACCCAACCCCAAUCAGGGUAGAGGUAUCGGUCAAGGAAGGGGGGUCCGGGGAGGAGGACCCCCUAACCCCUACAGGCAGUGGGGGCCCACCACCGGAGGAUGUUAUCAUUGCCAAGAGGAGGGGCACAUAAAAAGGUUCUGUCCAUAUCUUAACACAGGAGCCUACGGGGGGGCAGGAAUUCAAACCUCCCUACGAGAAAACCAGCUAUGCCCCUUUCCCAUCCUGUCCCAACAUAACCCAGGGAUAUGGGAAUCAACCAUCUACAACCUAUGCCCCGCAAGCGCCCCCUGCACCCUACAGCCCGCAGAUGCCUCCACUUCAACCCCCCCAGAACCACCAACCGCAACCAAGUCCGAGGACUCAAAUGCCCACCAUAAAUCCACCUAACCCCCACCAGAUCAACACUACCGCUCCACCCCUACACCCGCCAAAUCAACCACCUCCUUCUCUCGACAUGAUGGGAGAUGGAGAGCCAUAUUGACAACUAAAAGGGGAUCCCAACCCAACCCAAGCCAUUUGUCCCGUUCUGGCACUGUCACCAGAAGACCCCGUUUGUACAAUUGAAAUUGAUGGCCAUCCCUACCAAUGCUUAUUAGAUACGGGAGCCACUUAUUCCACCUUAACCAACAGCCACCUCGAACCAGGAUCGGAGACCAGAAAGGUCAUGGGGCUGGAUGGGAUACCCCGCACUUGUCCGCUCUCACACCCAGCUAAAGUCACUCUCGGACCCCUACUGGCAGAACAUACCUUCCUCUUGACCAGUAGUCCUGUAAACUUACUCGGUAGAGAUUUGCUCUGCAAAUUAAAUGCCACCAUAAAAUGCUCCGGAGAUGGCAUAUACUGGUAUAUGCCCGAAGAAUCUGUCCCAACAUUUCAAGGCAUAAUAAAAGACGCUAGAUCAGACCACCAAUUCCCCGAACUCCUCCCUAGAGAACGAACUGCCCCCUUCAUUAUGGGGCACAGUCAACUUCUGUAGGACUUCUAAAACCGGCCAUCCCAGUCAAGAUUACCUAUAGGACCGACCUUCCUUUCCCCUGCACCAAACAAUACCCUUUGCCGAAGGAAGCCAUAGAGGGACUGACGCCUAUGAUUGAGGGCUUCCUCGAAAAGGGGAUCCUGGUUCCCUGUGCGUCACCUUGCAACACCCCUGUACUCCCUGUAAAGAAACCUUCAGCAGAGGGAGCCCCAGUUCGUUAUCGUUUUGUCCAAGAUUUAAGACUGGUUAACCAAUUCAUAAUACCUCGCCACCCAGUGGUGGGCAACCCAAACUCUCUUUUAAACUCAAUCCCGGCGGGGACAACCUGGUAUACCGCUGCAGACUUAUGUUCCGCAUUCUUCAGCAUUCCCUUAGACCCAGCGAGCCAGUUCCUUUUCGCAUUCACCUGGGGACCUAGCCAACUAACUUGGACCAGGCUGCCCCAGGGUUAUGCGGAAUCGCCCGCGAUUUUUUCCGCAAUACUACAUCAGGAUCUGCAGGACGUUCACCUGCCUGCUGGCUCCACCUAUUUGCUUUACGUUGAUGACAUACUUAUUUAUUCUACCAGUGAGGAGGCAUGCAAAUUAGACACCAACCACCUCCUUUUAGGGCUGGCAUAUAAGGGACACAAGGUGUCCCCAAAAAAACUACAAUACUGUAAACAAGAAGUGAAGUACCUUGGGCAUAUCCUUGGGAUAGGUACCCGAAGCCUAGCGACCGAUAGAAUUGAAGCAGUCACCAAAAUUCCCCUCCCCAAGACAAAGCGACAACUGCGCGGCUUCCUCGGAAUGGCCAGCUUCUGCCGGGCUUGGAUUGCCGGUUAUAGCGAAAUAACAAAACCCUUAUCUGCCAUGACCCGCCAAGAUCAUCCUGAUGAAUUGGUUAGGGAAGAAAAGGCUUAUAACUCUUUUGAACGUCUAAAAAGGGAAUUAAGAUCUGCCCCCGCCUUGGGCCUCCCAGACUACUGCAUGCCCAUCAACCUGUUUAUUCACAAACAAAUGGGCGUAGCCUCAGAGGUUCUCACUCAACCCUUCCAAGAUCAGGAAAGACCAGUAGCGUAUUACAGCCUACAGCUGGAUAAUACUGCAAAGGGAGCAGUGAGUUGCCUGAGGGCUAUUGCCGCCGCUGCGAUCCUCCUUGAAAAAGCACAAGAGACAAUGUUGGGACAUGAAAUCACCAUCCAUGUCCCCCACAUGUUCUCAACCUUCCUAACCCUGAGAGGCUGUCACCACUUCUCGAAUGCCCGUCUAAACCGAUACAAAGCCCUCCUGUUAACUCCAUCAAAUGUACCUAUUAAACGGGUCAACUCGCUUAACCCAGCCACUCUGUUACCCCUUCCCAAUGAUGGCACCCCACACCAUGAUUUCACCACAAUAGUCCGCCAAGCCGAGAACCCCCCAGAAGAUUUAGAUCACCUUCCCUUAGAAAAUCCUGACUUAAUUCUGUAUACCGAUGGCAGUUCCAAAGUCAUAGAUGGAGAGAGGAAAACCGGAUAUGCCGUGGUUUCUGACUUCGAAGUCUUAGAGACAAAUCCUAUCAACCCGCAGUACAGCGCCCAAGCCGCAGAAUUAAUUGCCCUCAUACGCGCUUGUGAAAUUAGUGAAGGCAAAAGAACCACAAUUUACACAGACAGCAAAUACUGCUUCGGGCUGGUACACACAACCGGCCAGAUCUGGCUCCAGAGAGGCUUUCUAACUGCAGCCGGUUCCCAAAUCUCACACGCUGCCCUAGUGGAGAGACUGCUAACAGCCAUCCAUAUGCCCAGUGUGAUAGCAGUCGUUCAUUGCAAGGCGCAUACCAAGGGAAGGGACUCAGUCUCUAAAGGUAACAGACGAGCUGAUAGAGCAGCCCAAAUGGCCACGCUUCGCCCCCCAAACGAUGAGACCGAAUUCCAAGGCAUACAGUUCCCUGCCGACGUUGACCUUACACAAAUAUACAAAUUGGCUCCAGAAGAGGAAAAAAGCAUGUGGGGGUCUCUGGGCGCGACGGAACAAAAUGGCAUCUGGGUCCUCCCUCAUGGCAGAACCGUCCUGCCAAAAGCCUGGACUCCAAAAUUAGUGAGGAUCCUUCACCAACAGACUCAUUAGGGAAAGGGAAGACUAAUAGAGCAUGUCAAGAGGUCCUGGUUCACUCCAGGGAUAGCAGCCGCAGCUACAGCAGCCUCAAAGAACUGCAUCACCUGCCACAACUUCAACCCCAAGCGCGAGCCCAGGAAACCCCCAGGAGCUAGACCAUGGGCUUUUGUUCCGUUUGAAAGUUUACAACUGGACUUUAUUGACUUACCCCAAUGUCAGGGCUUCAAACAUGCCCUAAUCAUAGUGGACAAAUUCUCUUCCUGGGUGGAGGGAUUCCCCUGCCGGAAAGCCACCGCUUCAGUAGUCGCUAGGGCCCUUUUACAGGACAUUAUUCCCCAGUAUGGAGUACCUCGUCGGUUGGACAGUGAUAGGGGAAGCCAUUUUACUGCCGAAGUAGUACAACUGGUGGCCAGGGCUCUCCAAAUAAAAUGGAAUCUCCAUACGCCAUAUCAUCUGGCUUCAUCUGGACAAGUAGAGCGUAUGAACCAAGAAGUGACGGCACAGCUGGGGAAACUUUGCAGCAUUACCGGACUGAAAUGGGUAAAUGCGCUCCCACUGGUCCUCCAUAACAUACGGAGUGCACCCACUGGACCUUUAAAACUGUCCCCGUUUGAACUUCUAUUCGGUAGACCUCCUCCUGUCUAUAACACCUUAUUCCCCCCUCUCAGAACUCGAGGUGGGGGAAGCGGAACUUACUAACUAUGUCAUUCAGCUUCAGAAACAACUACAACGCCUCCACCAGUACGCAGCGAUCGAAGGACAGAACCUGCCCAUUGACGUCCCAGCCCACUCCUUCCAUCCGGGUGACUGGAUCCUGGUCAAGGUAUACCAGAAACUGCCCCUCCAGCCUGCCUGGGAAGGCCCUUACCAAGUGCUUCUAACCUCGCCAACUGCUGUGAAGGUGGGAGAGAAGAACGCGUGGCUGCAUCACACGAGGUGCAAGGUGGCACCGCCACCCCAGGAGGUGCAGGAGAGCCACAGAGAAGACUACACCUUUGAAACCCCGCCUUCCGCUGCGACCUCCUACAUUGACAAUGACGAGGAACAGACCGGACCAGAUCGGGGUCAGAAUCAGGCCCAACAGACCGGACCAGAUCGGGGUCAGGAUCGGGCCCAACAGACCGGACCAGAUACCACCUCUUCACCCAACUGGACCUCCGAGAUCGUCCCGGACACCGACGCCAUCAAACUACGCUUCAAACACGUAUGACAGCUCUUCGUUUGACAGCUCCUUUGACAGCUCUACUCACCGCUUCGCCGCUUCCUUUCUGCCCUUCGUCUGACAGCUCAACUGACAGCUCCGCUUAACAGCCCCGCAUUUGACAGCUCGCCUCUUCUUCCCUUCCCUUCCCUUCCGCUGCUCAACUCACAAUCUAUUGCUACUCAACUCCAAGGCUGAACAUGAACUUAAUCCCCACCUUUCUUAUCCUCUCCACCCUGACUGGGAUCUCCGCUUUUGCGCCAGACCAUUGUACUGGAUUACAAACUAACUACCAUUUCUUAGACUACCAAAGUAUCGAAACUGGGGGAAAGUCGAACCCCGAUCAAAUGGGGGACUUUGACUUCUGUCUCCCUGAGUCCCGAACUUUGCUGCGCCAUUUGCUAAUACCUCAGCUCACCGAUGACCAAUCCUGGGAACUUUUUAUUCGGGACCGGAAUCUGCAAUGUAUAGGGUCAGCUGCCCUCACCCUUGACAAUCCAUACUACUGACUGAGAUGCAACAAUGGAACUUAUCUUCUUUAUGGCAACAGGGAAGUCUCAAAGGCUCCAAAUUGGACUGAGAUCAAGAUCGGAGGGGCCACACACGUGUUCACAGACUCUAACCACCCCUCCGAAAAUUUGAUCUUCAGGUUCCAAUGCCUUCUUAUGACUCCUGAGCCCCGAAAACCCCAACUCCAAGGACUCUGUCUAAGGCAGUUCUGUUGCCUGUGGAACCUUGGACUCACUCACGACUGGAAGGAAGCCGAGUAUCUGGAAGGUUGGCACCACCCUAUACACCCCUCCUGUUCCCCUGUAUGGGACAAUGCCGGACCUCUGAGGUGCGGAGGAAUUGCAAAGGACAGGCGGCUCCUUAACACCCCUGACCCACUGCACCCAGUUGGUACUGCGCCCCGGCAGCUUGGCACUGGCCUUUCCUUCCCAGGGGAAGAUCUCCUUUCAUCCUGAGAACAGAACUCUUAUAUCAAACUCCUCAGUCAAGUAGCCAAAGAAGCCCCCUAUCCAGACUGUUGGAUCUGUGCCCAUGUACCCAGCCACCUCCAACAGAGCCUUCCCCUUGUUCCAGUACCAGUUACGUUGGAACAAUUUUGUUCCGGGGAUGUUACCUCAUGGAACUUGACUGCGCUAAAUCUGACACACCAGUACCUAUACCUCACAGGUCCAACAAAGGGACCCCUCUGCCACCGCUUCACCGGAGAAGGAACCUCCAUUGGGUCCAGUACAUGCAGUUCCAAUCUUGAGAUCUCAACCACCGGCCAAGUCACUGUCAUCAAUUCAGCAGGUUCCCAGACUUUUCCGAAUCUUACCCUCGCUUGGGCAAAUGCUGUUGUUCACCCACCCACCUGGAAACCUCAACACUCGGUCUUUAUGCUAUUACAGACCUUUGCUUCAGGCCGGAUGGAAUCCUACCACAGCGGCUUAUUCUGGGUGUGUGGACACCACGCAUACACCUGGAUAAGCCCACACAUGUCUGGAUCCUGCUUUGUCGGAUACAUCGUCCCGCGAAUCAGGGUGAUCCCGCACCUGCCUCCCGGGAGACAGAGGAACAAAAGGGAGCAGAAGGACCUGUCAGACCUCUCUGACGUCGCUGCAAAUGGGGAAACUGUGGGUCGAGCGUUGUUCCCUGCUUAUGGAGCUGGAUCUAACCACGUUGACACCCUCAGACUCACUGGCAUCCUCCUCAAAUUCAUGCAGGAAGCUACCCAGAUAACGGACUCCCUGGUGUCUGAACUCUCUGAGGUAAGACAACUUAGUUUACAGAUGAGAAUUGCUACGGACUUUUUACUGUCCAGCCAGGGAGGGACAUGUGCCUUGAUAGGUGCUGAAUGUUGUACAUAUGUGACUGACCAAUCUUUGAACAUCACUGGACAUUUAAACAAUAUCCAUGAACUGGCAGGGAGAUUGAAUGACAUACAGCAUGAAGGGCUGUCCGAUGUUGACUUGUGGGGUUGGCUGCCAAAGUUAGGGUGGCUCUGACUCAAAGCGAUUUCCCCCCCGUCAUUAUCGUUAUUCUCUGCAUUUCUGUCUUCUGCUGCGCUAUACACUGUAUUAGUCCGUGUUGCUCCCUCCUGCACUGCCCUGCUCAACCUACCUCCUUUUCCCUUGCAGCUUAUUCCCGCUCACAAGCCAUCCCCACCUUCCCAGAGUAUGUACAAAUGAGGCACUUGGGGGAAGGGGAGUAUGAGAUCACUGAGAUUUAGGGUGCGGAGAAAGGAUUUGCAAGUUCUUACAGAACUUUGAUGCAAAUCUAUCUCCGAAUGGGGGACUGAUACGGAAGGGGGGGGCAUGUCUUCUCCACCCAUUUUGCCAGUCACCAGAGGGUUUGAGGCGAUGACCUCAAGGGGCACAUGACCCCACAGGAACCCCAGUCCCUGCACUGUUACACAAGCACCACACUCAACCCCAAACCCCAUGAAUAAAAGUGCCUUUUCCCGUUCCUACGCCCGUUCGUUACAAUGAGUAGACCGGGCGAAAUAAGCCCGAGCGCCUUAUUUCUCCCUCCCGCCCUAUUGUUUCCAUUGGUAAACCGUAUGAAGUAGUAAUAUGGAUCUUAUGAAUGAACUCGCCUAUUUGCGUACUGGAGCAUUCUACCCAAUCAGAACAAUGCAUUCGGCUUGCAGAGCUAGCUCAGCUCGAGCUGUUGCACGCCUCAUUUAACCUUUGACAAGCUGCUGACAGCUCCCCGCUGCGAGAACAAUGGAACCGAAACCUCGUAAACUUCUAAUCCUGUCAAAUCUUGCUACAAUGUAUCCAGCUAUUUCCGAAUUCGACUGCCACUGCCUAAAUGAACUAAAAUACACAAAAAUUCAUAGAAAAUCAACCGUAGCACUGAUUUUCUUGCUUUCGGUGCCAAUCUGCUCAAUUUCUCUACGACUUCAAGACUCCUCUGGUGUCCUCCAUAAUCCCCCAAGCGAGAUGUCACGUACACUCAGGAAGACCCUAAUCCUGUCAAAUCACCCUGCCAAGCCUUUCCUCCAGGCAGUGCCAGGUGACAGACUUUGCAAACCUGGACUCUAUUGUACAUCCUGAUUUGACUCAGGAUGUACUUAUCUGCGCAUAUCUCCAACUCUGCAUAUUCCCCCCUCCCUCCUCCAUAUGUUAAUUCUGUGUAACCCAACCCUUUCUUGAUGUAUUCAUGAUGUAACCAUGAUGUAUUGAUGAUGUUUCUGCACUGUAACAUGGGAAAUGGAGGGAAGUUUUAAAAGUUCAUGUCACCCCAUCCUCAGGGUUCAAUCUCGCCUUGAACCUGUUGCGCAAUAAACAUGGAUCUUCUGCAUCUUGCUACUGUCUCCAGCUGCGCUCUUUUGUUCCACAGGGACCGCGGACUUAGUCCGACGAGCCGGGUGGCAGAGCAGCCUCGCACCCGGAUUUUACCGUAAUAUUUGCCGCCCAACGUGGGGUGUUGCGGUUCUCCCAUGUUGCUGACCGGGGCCCCUGAAGUCUUCAGCCAGCACUGGGCCGCUUUGCCCGGGAAGACACCUACGGAUUUUACCGUAACAACACGAAACGGUUUAUGAUGCUUCCAGGAACACAGAAACUCCUCCUGCCUCUGCCUCUGGAGUGGGGCAUCAGGAAAGGCCUCUUUAUCUCUCUGAAAAGGGGAGGACGGGGGGGUCGGGAGGGGAGAAAGUCCCAUGUCCACCCCAUCCCCCCCAUUUUGGGUUCUUCCGGGGCCCGUUUCCCAUGACGCCCCCCCCCCCCGAUUCUGGACUCACUGCCCCGGGACUGGGAGAAGGGAUCGAGGAUCCUGUAGUUGCGCCGGCAGAAGGAAUCCACGUAGGCCAUCUGGCCCCGCAGGAGGUCCUUGUCCUGGUUAAAUCUCUUGGCUUCGGGCUCCCCCAGUUCAGCCACUGCCACGAACUUCUCUCGGUCGCUGUCGAAGUAGUAUAGCUCCUGCUGGCCGAAGAAGUAACUGUGUAGGAAGCGGAUCCGCUGCGUCCCAUUGAAGAAGCGGCACUCGGCCCUCUUCUGGUGCAGGAAAUGCUCUGUGGGGGGGGGGAGAGAAUGAAAUUGGGGGGUGGAGACUUCCGGUUUCCAGUUGCCUUAAGGGCGCAGCUCCCACCAUAGCGGAGAGUUGCCCCCACCGGGCGGGAGAGAGAUGGUCUCUCUCUAUCUCCCAUUACAGUAUCUCUCUCGUGUCACGUGAUCCCAUGGCGGGGGGGGGGGAGAGGCUGGCCGGUGUGGAGAAGGAGGCACAACCUCGAAGACCCUGGACCCCAUGGGCGUAGUCAGGAUUUAUGCGGGGAGGCGGGAACCAAGCUUUGUUUAAUUUAUUUAAGGGGGCAGCUGCUCCCUGCCCCCGAUGGCUACGCUCAUGCUUCUCUCCAGUUUUUUUAAAAUGUAAACCUCCCUCCCCCCUUUUAUUGCCCUCCGGCUGGAAGAGGAAAUUUUUGGGGGGAGAGACCAGGAAAAGGGCGAGAUGCCGAGGAGAGGGGGAGACACGGUUUUACUUUCGCUUUCCCUGCCACAGAGCAGGAAGUGACGCCUGUCUACACUGGAGCCCAUUUCAGUUCCCAGAGGACCCCAAGGGGGGGGACUGGGAGAGGGGGCCUGCCGCGAGAGGGGGGGAGUUCAGGGUCCCAGGAGCAGGGAGCCAUUUGCCCCACUUUUGCUGCUGCUUCAUGGACGUAGCCAAGGGGAACAGGGAGGGGCAACUGCCCCCAUCAAUAAAAACCAAUAAAAAUACAUAGCAAACUGAGGUUUCCCCUCCUAACAAAAGUCCUGCCCCCCCCCCAACAAAAAUCCUGACUACACCCCACAUACCUGUGUUAAAAAAGGUAUAUUUAUGCGGUAUGUGGAAUCAUUUAUAGAGUUAAGAAUUGGUUACAAGAUCUCUUGGAUAUGAUGGGAGAUAAAUGGACUAAUAAUGAUGAGGAUGAUUUUGAGAGGCAGGUGAAGAAGCGCUCAGGGCCAGAUUCAGCUGCCCCCCCCCCGCGCCCCCCAAAAGUCCCCUAGGGCUGCCUGCCAUCAUCUGUCCUGCAGGAAGACUAUUUAAUGUGUGAAUACUGUGGGUUUAUUAAAAUUCAAUUGAAUGUUACUUGUAAGCUGUGGGGUAGGAUUUUAAUCCUGAAAGGCGGGAUAUAAUGAAUUGCAAUAAUUAAAUGCUCUCUUCUUCCCAAUCCCAGAAGCCUGAGCUGCUCUUUUUCAGAGGGGGGAGUGUUUCCCCUUUCCUCCUGCCCCUUUGCCCCCGGUGUCCUGGAAGAAACAAAGAUCCCCCGUGGGGAAGCAAGGAUUCUUCAACAUCAACUUCGCUGAAUCAAACCAUGUUGUUCGGAUGCCAGAUUAUCAUCUUCCAAAGCAACUACUCUAUUCUGAACUUAAAAAUGGAAAGCGUAAUGCUGGUGGGUCAACAAAAGAAAUUUAAAGACUCUUCCAAGAAAAAUCUUUUAAAAUGUAGUAUAAACACCAGCAACUGGGAAACACUGGCCCGCGAGCGCUCCAUUUGGGGAACAGCCUUGACCAAAGGCGUCAUGGACUUUGAAGACACUUGAACUCAGGACGCAAGGGAGAAACGUGCAAAGAGGAAGGCACGCCUGGCAAACCCUCAAGGGAUCAACUCCCGCCCAGAAACCAAUGUCCCCACUGUGGAAGGACGUGUGGAUCCAGAAUUGGUUCCACAGUCACUUACGGACUCCCUGUUAAGAUCAUGGAAGACCAUCUACAAGUGAUCGUCAAAGGAGCCCCACCGAUGGGGGUCCCGCUAAGCGGAGUUUCCUCUUCCUUCUCCCCCCAUUGCAGAAUCCUGGCUCACCUGGAGGCGCCUCCACGCCCAGCCCCUCCGAAGCGGAGACCACCAGCGCCCCCAUCCCCAGCAGGAGCCCCCCAAAGGCCAAAGGCGCAGCGCCGGAGCCCCCCAUCCUUCUCUCUUCUUCGCCCCCCCGAAGACUCCCAAAUGGGACUUUCUCCGCUCAGCCCCGGGGGAAACUCCUGCAGGCCCCGCCCAAUCCACCUCUCCGCCCUGCGAGCGUCCAAUCCGCCUCCGAGCCCAGGCAGCGUCAUCGGUCGCCAGGCAGGGAACUCCUGGAAAGAGGAUUAUCAAGGGCUCUCUCUGCUGUCGUUCGAUCUGCAAGUUCCUCUUUGCCUUCUCAGCUGCUUCUGAUGUCUCCAUUGUUGCUGCGUCGCGUGUGAAUCAAGAUCUUCCCCAGAAAACCUUGGGGGGGAUAUAAAGCUUAACAAGAAUCUGUCAGUUCCAACCAAAACUUUACUCUGGCAGCAAAAAGGGGAAUUUCAGACUCAGGCUUCAAAACAGCGAGAUGCGCUUUUCUUCUGUUGCGUUUUAAGCCGCUAAACCUUCGUUCCUUCAUGUAUCCGGAACGAGGAAGGAAGUUUCAAGGGGGGAAUAACUGUCUCCUAAGGGAGGGGGCUCCCCCUCUUGGCCCCCCAGCCUGCAUCCCGAGGAGACCUGGCAGCCCCCCAGUAAGGAGACCCCACCCCCCAAUAAAAGCCCCCUCCAGCCCCCAGCUCCCCUUUGCAAGAAACAUCCCUGGUGCUGGUGUCUGAGGAGCCCCAUGAAGAAACACCCACGGGGGAGAAAGAGAGGAGCCCCCGCAGCCCGUUCUCUGGAGGAGACCCCUCCCCUCUUGGGGAGAUCCAGCCCCCCCCCCAAAAAAUAUUCGCUGCCCUUUUUCUGCUGCUGUUUUCGCUCCGUCUCCGGCUGAGGCUCCUGCCUGGGGAAGGUUUACCUGGAGACAGGCUGGUCAUCGCCAGGGCGCUUUCUCAUUGGCCGAGCUGGCAGGGACUUUUCUGCUCCGCCAAAGCCGCCCCCUGGCCGCCCCCGCCCCACAGCCACUUGGAGGGCGAGCAUCCAGGAGGAAGGGGCAAGGGACACUUGGGCUUGAAUCGCCCCUCGCCCGCCUCGGCCCAGGAAGAGCUGCAGAGAUGGAGCCCAGAGGAGGAAGAGGAGGAGGAGGAGGAGGAAGAGCCCUUUGCUGCCUCUGGGCGACCCUCCUCCUCGCCCCGCCAAGGGGGGCCGGAGCCCUGAAAGGUCAGGGGGCGCAGGAGGGAGGGGGAGAUGCCUGGGGAGGGGUCCGGAUCUGCGCAAAACUCUCUGAUCCUCUUGUUCUGGUGCCUCCUCCUCUUUAGGAGAAUGGGGAGCUAAAGUAUAUGAAGCUGCUAAGUCUGAAUCAGCAUCAGACUCUCCUGAGGCUUUUGGGCUCUGGUAAUCUGUGCCACCAUCUGAAUCUACAUUGGCAUCAGGAUUAUCAAUCACAUCAGAACUUGCCUCCCUCUUAACUGUCUUUGCCCCUUUUGCACCAUCAUCACAAAUGGGAUGGUACUGAAAAACGCCAACUCUGUCCCAUUGUGGAUUGUCGUCAAUACUCCUGGUCAGCCUUAUGGUUUUCGUGUCUGUGAUCAGGACACGAUAAAACCCUUUCUCAUACCCUAGGAAAACACCAUGUUCUCCACGCUUACUCAGUUUGUCACCCUGUGAGGUGUGCACCCAAACCUCUGACCCAAAAAUUUUAAAAUGCUUUACACAUGGCUUUCUUUUGUGAAGCAUCUCGUAUGGGGUGCAACUUACAGCGGACUGGUACCUCCUGUUAUACACGUGACAGAAAAACGAAAGAGCUUCGGCCCAAAAGGGAUUGGGCAGUCCCGAAUCAUGUAACAGUGUUCUGAUUCCUUGCUGCAGGGUCUGGUUUAUUCUCUCACAUAAACCAUUCUGCCAGGGUGAUCUGGGCGUGGCAGUCCUAUGCUCAAUGCCCUGUUCAGAAAGAAAGCCUCAAACUCCUCUGAACAAAACUCACCUCCCCUGUCAGUGAAAAUACAACGUACGUUCUCAUUAUGUACAUUUCUGAGCCAUUUACAAAACUGGCAAAACUUAGUAAAGGCUUCAGACUUUUUCUGCAACAUAUAGACCCAUACAUAUCUUGAAUAGGCAUCUAUCAAAACCAUGAAAAACCUUGAAUUGCCUCUAGAGAGCGCUAGAGGCCCCACUAAGUCUGCAUGAAUGACUUCGUAUGGUUUCUUGGCCUCUCUCCUAGACUCUGUACCUUUGGGGGCUUGCCUUGCCUUACUCUCAGCACAAGAAACACAUUUCAUGUGGUAGGGCCAUUCUUUCAACUUCAUACCCUGAACCAUAUCAGGCAUUUUUGCCACAGCCUGGAAAUUCAAAUGACCAUAAACACGGUGGUAAUAAUGAAUACAUUGGUCAUGCAACUUCUCAUUCUUAUCAACAGAUAAAUUGCAACACUCUUUCUCAGUUGCUUCUGCAGUACCUGUACCUGUAACAAAAGGCAAUUGGUACAAACCAUUAACACAUUUUGCAUAUAGAAUAAGCUUGCCAUCUCGACGAAUUUCACAGCGAGAUUUAGCAAACACCACCUUAAAACCCUGACGAUCAAGCUGGGAUACACUCAACAAAUUGUCCUGAAUAUCAGGUGCAUACAGGACAUUCUUAAUUGUUGCAUUCAGGCUCUUUAAGAACACAGUUCCCUGAGCCAAACUCGUGAGAACAGUCGCAUCUGCUUGAUGAAUUGCUUUCUCUUGCUUCUUAAGCUGAAUAAAGAGACUUUCAUCUUUGGCCACGUGGUUGGAACAGCCAGAGUCGAUCACGAAGAAACUCCACCCACGUUGAUUGGAGCAGCGAGAGAUCAAAGCCUUUGAAGUAGCAGGUGCUUGGGGAUUUUGUCCUCCUCCCCCUCUGCCUUUGAAGUUUCCCUUCUUCUUUGAAGAUUUCUUGCUGCACUGAAAACUCAGAUGGCCUUGUGCUCCACACGAAAAGCACAGCUUCAAUUUCAAAGCUUUAACAGCAGCAGUUUCACUUUCACUUUCCCCUGCUGGAGACUUAGGCACAUUUUCAAGCACAUUUUUAACAGCACCAUUUUCCUGGCUUUCUCUAACAGCCUGUCUGCGAUCCCACUCAUUCAAGAGCACGCUAGACACAUAAUCUUCCGUUAGCCGGUCAGAAGGCAUAGUAGAAAUCUGGGCAGCUACUCCAUCGUAAGAAUCGUCUAGGCUAUUUAUCAUCAGCAUUGCAAACACAGCCUCUGAAAUAGCCAGGUCUCGCUGAACAAGGUCCUGUCUGAGACGCUUUAACUGAGAUAGAUGGCUAGGCAAAUCACCACCUUUCUCCAACUGCAGCCUGCACAGCUUCUUAAAGAAAAUCACACUGGAACCAGCAUUCUGCCUCAAAUGCAUAUCUCUCAACUUAUGCCAAACAGCUCGUGCAGUCUCUUGACCCUCUAAGUUCACCAACAAGUGGUCUGAAACACUCAAAACAAUUGUCCCACGGGCUCUCAUGUCUGCAGCAUGCCACUCAGGCCAUUCAUCAUCAUCCUUAUCGGGAGGGUCAUCUUCUAUAGUGUGAAAUAGCUUUUCCCUCUGUAAAAGCGCUUUCAUCUUGACCUGCCAAACUGCAUAGGUCUCUGGCGUGAGGAGAGGAAAGGACAGAGCCAUCUGGCCAGAAUGUGCACAGGCCAUGUCUGCUAUUACUUAGAGCAAGACACUUCCCUCGUGCAACACAGAUAAAGCCUUGGACUCCUUCAGCCACUCUCUCGCCCACUCAGAGCGCAAUUAACAGGCAAACAGGGAUGCUAUCUUCUUUCUUUGGCAGUCAGCAACAUACCUCCAUAAAUCAAGCAGCAGCAACAGCAACAGCGGCAGCUUGAACACUCUGCUCCAAAACAGCUCUGCUUCUGGGCACCACAAAUCAGUCCAGCAUGCAGCGUCCGUUCCGCCGUCCGGCAAUCAGCAACAGAAACCUCUGGCGACUGGGACGACUGGGACGACUGGUACAACUGGAACAACGACUGGUCAGAUGACUGGGCCCAAAACCGAUGUCAGCAUCGCCCUUGAGCCAGUGCCACCAAUUGGACUCAUCCACUUCAGCCCCGACUGGGCUAGGCGAGCUGGGUAGCACUUCCAGAGACCAUCUUCUGCACAGGAACAGGUCAAAGGGCUGUGGACUCACAGCUUAAAGUUGUGAGCACCGGAUUCACUUCCACAAGAAGACAGUCGUCGCACAGCAGAGUACAGCAGAGUCUAGCAGAGUAUAUAAACAACUCAGAGAGCAGCUCUGUAGAAUAUCUUCUUUAUUCUAUCUACAACUAUACAAACUAUAUACAGAGCUUAAUAGGUCUAAGCAUAAAUGAAUGCUGCACUGCACUGAGUGUCUGCAGCUGCUCUUAGCAGCAACCUUAUCUCUACACACGAUCUCUAACACUCAGUCUCUCUCUCUCUCUCCGACACUGACUGACUGACUGAUUUGGUGAUGGAGCAGAAUAAGUAGAGAGCAGAACACGCCUCCUCCUCUCUGGAGAAUCAGCAGACUCCUCAGGAGAUUCUUGGAUAUGGGAGGGGUGAAAUCUCCUCAGCCUUCGGGGGUUCCUUGAGGUAGUUUCUCUCAGUUUAACUUAAAAGUGUGUGCAUUAAGGCUUGUGGGGCGGGUGUGUCAGGACUCCUGGGUUCUUUCUUCCGCUGAACACACACAGAGAAACAGAGUUCCCCCUUAGCCCUGUCCUCUCUCUCUCCAUCCCAGUUUCCAAGGCGCCCUCUCCCAUCCCGGAGACGAUGGAGAACAUGCUGUGUGCCCUGGGCUUGGCCUUUGGCAUCCUGGGCAUCAUCGCUGGCACCAUCCUUUUCUUCAAGGCCAUGAGGAUGAACGAUCGCAGGGAAGCCAAAAUACACAGCAAAGGGGUGGGGUGGGCCUCAUCCUGCCCAGAAGGUGCCCAGCCUCAAUACUCCCAGCUCACCAGCUCCCUUCUCCUUCCUUUUCAGAUAA